Molecule: messenger RNA, 4842 nt
Organism: Alternaria burnsii
Lineage: Eukaryota; Fungi; Ascomycota; Dothideomycetes; Pleosporales; Pleosporaceae
Product: p-loop containing nucleoside triphosphate hydrolase protein
Exons: 6
Biological process (GO): iron-sulfur cluster assembly
Cellular component (GO): membrane; signal peptidase complex; cytosol
Molecular function (GO): 4 iron, 4 sulfur cluster binding; ATP binding; ATP-dependent FeS chaperone activity
Source: RefSeq, a predicted model, not a curated record
AUGCACUCGACACUUGUGCGCCUGCAGAAUGUCUUUGGCUUCUUCACCACGGUCGCUUUCACAGUCGCGAGCGUCAUUGCACUGAGUAGCUUCAUCUCCCCACAAAACCCGUCAGCCAACAUAUCGCUGCAGAAUGUGCAAUUGGUAAUGGGACGGCCGCACUACUACUCACCCAAGAGGGAGGAAUACGCGCAUAUCAAGUUCGACCUCAGCGCUGAUCUCAGCUCGCUCUUCAACUGGAACACCAAGCAAGUCUUCGUCUACCUCAAAGCCGUCUACCCCUCAACACGCGCCUCAGAACCGCCGUCCGAAGCCAUCAUCUGGGAUGCCAUCCUCGCUUCCAAGUCGGCGCCCUGGCACACGGGCUACUUUGUUCACCCCGACAAGAAGUCGAAGCUGCCCAAGCAAUCCGCCAAGAAGCGCGCCGCGUCCAAAUCAAAGACGACGUCGCCCUACCCCAUCGGCGAACUGCACCUCGACAACAACAAGCCCAAAUACAAGAUCACCGAUAUAACUGGCAAGCUGGGCAAUAGGACGGAUGUCACAUUGGAGCUAGGAUGGAAUGUGCAGCCAUGGGUAGGCGCAUUGACCUGGACCAACUGGAACACGGUCGGUGCAUGGCGCGGUUUGGAGGGAGGCAGGAGUAAGGCGUUUACUUUCCCCGAGGUAGGUGCCAAGGCGGCAAAGCCCAAGGAUUUGGAGACGGAGAAGGGUGCCGAGGGUUACAGAUUGGUGGCACGUGUUUUUGUUGGUUUGCCUCAUAUUGAUCAUACAGAGCAAUCAAUACGAUUUCAAGUACAAACAACUAGUCUGCCCCAAGGAGAAGUGUUAGUACAUGCUCGGGUCAAGGUCGGACCUCCGAUCUCGCCGCAAACCGCCACUUUCUGGUCGUCGGAUUUCAAAGCGCGCUCCACAACCCUCAAUCACCUCACACUAUGCGCCAUCUGCGGUACCACCUACACCACCCCUCCUCUUGCCCAUCCGAGUACGCUCCAGACUAAUACCAAUCUCGCCAUGCCUCUUGACAACAUACGGAACAUUCUUCUUGUCCUCUCCGGCAAAGGCGGAGUCGGAAAAUCAAGCGUCACUACCCAACUCGCCCUCACCCUAUCACUACAAGGACAUUCGGUCGGUGUCUUGGAUAUAGAUUUGACAGGCCCGAGUAUACCACGCUUCUUUGGCAUCGAGAAUGAAAAAGUAAGGCAGGCGCCUGGUGGCUGGAUACCGGUUGAUGUGCACGGUGAGCAGACAUUGGCUACGCACAAGAGAGUGGGCGGAAAGGAUGGAAGCACAACGGAGCAAACAGAAGGAGGAGAGGCGGCUGCAGACGGCCAAAAGAUUGGAUCCUUAUCCUGUAUGUCACUAGGCUUCAUCUUGGCCUCGCGCUCCGAUGCUGUCAUCUGGCGCGGCCCCAAGAAGACAGCCAUGGUUCGCCAGUUCCUCACCGACGUCCUCUGGCCACCGCUUGAUUACCUCCUCAUCGACACGCCGCCCGGUACCUCCGAUGAACACAUCUCUCUGCUCGAAACCCUUUUGAAGAACACCACGCCCUCUCCCGCCCUCAACCCGUAUCUCCCCUUCCUGGCCGGCGCUGUCGUGGUCACGACCCCACAAGCCAUCAGCGUUAGCGACGUGAAGAAGGAACUCAACUUCUGCAAGAAGACCGGCAUCAGAGUCCUUGGCGUAGUAGAAAACAUGGCCGGCUUCGUAUGCCCAAACUGUUCGGAAUGCACAAACGUUUUCAGCAAGGGCGGCGGAGCCGUCAUGGCAACAGAGUUCCAAGUCCCUUUCUUGGGUUCCGUACCGAUUGACCCAGCAUUUGUCGAGUUGGUCGAAAGCGGGACGAGGCCGGUGUAUCCCAAGGGUACGGUGUUGCAAGGGAAGGAGAUGGAUACUAAAGAAGUUGCAGCCUUGAAGAGUCUCACCGUCCGUUUCAUUGUCGUCAUUUCGUCUCAUGUGAUUACAGUGCUCCAUGGUGAACAAACGUACACUGGUUUCGUCACAGCAGAUCAAGAACGCGGUAUCUUGCUCACUAGUAAUAAUGGUCUGUUGUUAUCCCAUUUCGUACUGGAGCCUCUGGCUUUUGGUCUGCAGACCAAACGUGCAGGUAACAGUGUAGAGGUGAGAGAGCGCUUGAUCAAAUUCUCAGAUCCUCAACAUGCUAUCGGUGAUCUUCAGCACUCUCCUCUAGGUCCUGUUCAAGUACACGAUCAGAAGCAGAAACCUGAGAUUGCAUCGCGUCAGAAUGAUCAGCUCACUCAAGGUCUUGAGGAUAGCGCGGACCAAGAGUGCGAUACCAACGAAAACGGAAUGCUAAGAGACAAACUCUCUGGUGCUACUACUACACCAGAAAAUGAUUCAGGUUCUGGAGAAGAGUCUAGUAUAGGCCAGGAAGAGCAACUCGUGGUCAAGCUGAAGUACAGCACCAAGACCAAGACCACCAACACGUCCUCUUCACCAGAUCACCAAAGGUCCACUAAUGGCACUUCUGUUUCCCUCAAGCCUGGUACAGCUUCGAGUAUCAUUUCCAGUCCUUCUAGCAGAAGUCCUAUUGUCAAGCAAGAGAGUGAACAUGAUCUACACAUUGUAUCCCCAAAUACGAAGACGACCGACCCACGGAUCAAGAUCGAGAAGGAUGAUGAUCAAGCUUUGGUUUCGGAACCCCUUAGUAAGCCUAUGGAAGAGUCAGGUCAGGUCAAGGUCAUCAAGGAUGAGCUCGAACAUGACGCACGUCAACAGAUACAUGAUCCCAACCAAAGUUUUGCUCAAAAUGAGAUGGAUGUUGAUGCUCAUCCUGGCAACGGUACUAUGCCUGUUCCGGCCAACAGCAGCACCUCCGACAAGUCCUUAGAUAUCGCUGAUACACAAGCUGCUGUACCUGAGCUUGGGAAGUUGCAAGAGCCUGUGGCCAUCAACGAGCGUGGUGCUGAUAACGUGGACGGCAACUAUCAGCAGAGCGAGAGCGCAUCACCGGAAGCCACUCGUGGUGAAAAUACCGUGUUUGACGACGACGAAAACAUCUCUGAUGGUACUAAUUCACAGGAGUGGUCCCCAAGCGCUGCCAAUAAACAACACAAAGGCCAUCCAGCGAUCGAUCAUCAACUUGUACCACCAGGCUUCACAUCUGAUGAGAUGAACGUACAGAAACAAGACCAGGUCAAGAAAAUUCCGCAUAUCUUCAAUGCUGGCCAACCAGACCUUGGCGUUCAGGAUCCGAUUCACCUCACCACUACGUCGUCUUCACCUCGUUAUCAGGACUCACGUAUAUCGAACCCCAACAUUACUUUGGAUGGUUUCUCAGAGUCCCAAACAGCGCAACCACGUCAUGUCUCCCAACGGCCUUCCGAUCAAUGCAACCAACCCAACUUCGAUCCUAGCUUCAGUCGCCAGCAACAGCUUCAGGCACAGAUCGAAAGGCAGAAGAAGCAGUUAGAGGACUUUAGGAAACAGAACAGAGGGUGGCCACAACAGUCUCAACAGUCACUUUAUGGGUUCGGCUAUACCCAGAGGCAAUUGAACGCACCUCCAUCGUUUAUUACGGGCCCUCUGACUUACCAACGCGCACCUCAGUUCAGCAACCAGCAGGUCUCAAAAGGACUCAAUAGUCCAGGGUUCCAACAAUCAGCUUCACCUACAGUCUCCUAUAGUCAAAUGCCACUGAACAUGUCUUAUUGCAUCAACCCAGCAUCACUAUACAAGAGUACGACAAAGAUCUCAGCGCCUCCUAGCUUGAAUACCCGGGUACUAGGGCCGUAUGCCCCCGAGAGCCCUAAAGAGAUGCCGAAGAAGAUUCCGGAUGAGAACGACUGUAGCGACGACGGCGAUGCUUCCGAUGACGAUGAGCCUCUUCAAAGCCGAAUGAAGCGUCACCCAUCGGUCACUAGCAGCCGUAAUUCUGUCAUCGGUACGUCACCUCUACUUACAGCGUUCAACGGGAUUACACAGCAUCCACGACAGAAUGAUGACUCUGAUGUUGAGUUCUUCACAAGCACGUCUAAGCCAAAAGAUGCUACACCCAAGGCCAAUCAGAACCAAGUACAUAAGUCACAACCUGCCUCCAUUCUCACCAAGAACGCCUCGCCUUCCUCGGAAAGCGCCGAAGAAAUUGACUGGACCCUUCCUCAGUACGAAGUCCAACGCCAACCCCUCGCGAAGGGCGAAGACAUCCCCAGCGCCAAAGUUUCCCUACCUGGCUUGGUCCGUGAAGAGAUCUUCUUAUCUCUAGACCACGCGGACGAAGAAGUCCAUCUCCUGAUGAACAUCUUCAUACCGAACCAGCGCGCCCUUCCUAACCCCGAUCCUGAACCUGCAAUCGCCCUCCUCAACUUCCACACCAUUGCCAUCAUGGUGAUAGAAGCGUACGUGCAAUACGAGAUCGGUGACGAGUUUGGCAUGGGACGCGGACACUUCCACACUGAGCACAACCGCGGCAACGCAGAAUACGAGCGUAUGCGCGACGCGGUCGACGCGGAUACCAACGACAUCUUCUUUGCAGUUGUGGAUCGGUACAGAGCAGGGUUGGAGAGCAAGAAGAAACCGUUGCAGCUUAUCAGGGGCACACAGGAGUUCUGUGACUUGGCGCUAGACCUGAUCUUCUACAUCAAAGAUCACGGAUUGCUUAGGCCAGAACCGAAAGCUAAGGCUGCUAGGGCAGAUAAGGGUGUUAAGAGAGGGCCGAGGGGCGGGGCAAAGGCGGGGGAAGCGAAGGGCAAGGGAAUUAAGAGGGGUACAACUGCGAAACCUAAUGAGGUACAGCCGAGGAAGAAGGCGAAGAUUGCGCCGGUGUUGGAAGUCAAGAAGAAGAGAUCUAGGCCGAAGACUUCGGGGAUCACGGUUCUGAAA